Molecule: messenger RNA, 13162 nt
Organism: Stomoxys calcitrans (stable fly)
Lineage: Eukaryota; Metazoa; Arthropoda; Insecta; Diptera; Muscidae
Gene: Kua
Product: plasmanylethanolamine desaturase 1
Exons: 7
Coding region: 638-1492 (284 amino acids)
Molecular function (GO): oxidoreductase activity
Source: RefSeq, a predicted model, not a curated record
UCUACCCUAAAGAAACGGAUACCCUCCUAGAGAACCCACAGUUAACUGGAGCGGCUAGUGGUGUUUGAGUCAGUGUGAACAUCGUCUUCCGUGCUUGGCAUUAGUUUUGGACAGCCCUCCGAAAGUGUUUGGCUGUAACGACUUUAGGCCGCACACGGUAGAGUUAUUAAAAAUUAAAGGAUCCGCCACAAUGGCAUGCUAAUCGAUAGUAUGAGGCACCGUAUUGGAGUGGAGUGAGUUCGGGUUUAGUGCAUCAAGCAAGUACCUCCCCCUCCAGGACGUCAUUUGAAUACAAUUUUCAUUUUUUUAAUUGUCCAUUUUGUGUCGCAUGAAUUUAAAUAAAGACGCGUGGUUGUUGAUUGGCCAGUAGUCGGGUCGGGUCGAGUCGGUAGUCAGUCGUUUGUUUGGCCUUUUGGCAAAGUUGUUGUCGUUGUAAUUGUUGGUGUGCGUGAGUUCCGUGGCUUACUCAUUGGGUUGUUGAGCCCCUAAAGAAAAAAAAAAUAUAACAAAACGCAGAAAAGAAGUUGGAAGGAGCUCUUGUCAAGCACCCGAGCCAGCGACAAACCGUCGUCGCCAGAGUCUUUCACAACGGAGUUUACAGCUUACAUCGAAUGUUAAGGGCAACACCUUGUGCAAAAUGAUGUCUUUGAAAAGUGAUCAGGAAAUAUUAGAAAACUCAAUGCAUGAGGAUGAUCCGAAUGGCAAUUCGGCAUUGGAACAAACAUUCACAGAAAAAACAGCACCAAGAUGGGGACCUCAACACAAAGGAGCUCAAGAGUUGGCCCAGCUAUACAGUCCAGGAAAACGUGCUCAGGAAUUUAUUUGUGUUUACACCUGCAUUGCUUUGAUGAUAAUCGACUUCGUUUUAAUACUGAAACAUUUUCAUUUCGACCGCAUAAUUGUUACAUGUAUAUCGGCUAUUUGCGGAAUAAUAACGGCAGAUUUCGGAUCUGGUCUUGUGCAUUGGGCCGCCGAUACAUGGGGUUCGGUGGAAUUGCCCAUUAUAGGAAAGAACUUCCUACGUCCAUUUCGAGAGCACCACUUGGAUCCAACGUCGAUAACACGACAUGACUUCAUUGAGACAAACGGCGAUAACUUCAUGGUUAGCAUUCCGAUCUUGGGAUUCUUGGCGUACUGUUUCAACACCAAAUCCCAUACGGACAUUCAACAGGAUUUCGGCUGGAUCUCCUAUUUAUUUUUAUGUUCAAUUUUCGUUGCCAUGACCAAUCAGAUACACAAAUGGUCUCACACAUAUUGGGGUCUGCCGAAAUGGGUGCUAUUUAUGCAGAAUUACCAUAUCGUACUGCCUCGCAAGCACCAUCGCAUACAUCACGUAGCACCUCAUGAGACAUAUUUUUGUAUAACGACCGGCUGGUUAAAUUGGCCGUUAGAAAAAUUGAGGUUUUGGUCGACACUAGAGUGCCUUAUAGAAUUUGUGACUGGUCUGAAGCCUCGCGAUGAUGACCUCAAAUGGGCCAAAAAAGUUACAUAGCUAUUUUUUUGACCAUCCACAGGACCAAUGAUAAUGUAACGAACGGCAUGUAUUCAUCUACCGAGUCUAAGGCGUUUAUUCUUACAACAAUAACAACAACAACUAAUUAUAACUUUAUGAAACCCAAUGAAUCUUAACUAAUUUAUCUUGCUGAAUGUACAAAAACAAAAAGACGAAAACAACUACUAACGAAAUUUUACAAUUUUUGCUAAGCAUACACUGGAGAAGAAACAAAACAUUUUGAAUCAGGAUACGAUCAUUGAAAACAAAGAAAUUUAAAGCAUUACACAAUAAUUUUCAUCCACUCGCCCUUUUUUACGAAUUUUCUACUUUGACAAAAUCCGCACUAACAACAUUUUUUCGAUGUCUAUUUCAAAUUCUAUUUUGUUUACUAUUAAAACUAAGCAGACUUUACCAUUUUCAAUUUAUUGAUUCAAUAACAAAGCCAAACAAGGCCUUAUAUACGAUUGUUACAAAAUUGACAACAUUAAUGCAUCUAAAUAUGUAAUCGAAACUAUUUAGUUGUACCUACAUAUAUUGAAUAAGGAUAAAAAAAAUAUGGCGAUAGUGGACCUGAAUGCAAUAACAUAAAAAAAAUCUUUCAUACAUACACCCAUAUUAAACUAUAGUCUUGUUCGCAUCUUAUACUAAUCCUGCUAAAUCUUGGAACAUAUGUAUAAGCCUUGCCUAUGGAUAGACACAAUUCCUUCGAAUAAGGUCUGUAUCGGCCAAUAUCCUCAUAUAAGCAUCCGACGUAGCCGGCAAAGAAAUCCGAUCAGUUGAAGUUUACCAACUUUGAAAACAUAGUUUAUUGCUGAAAAAGAGCAAAGAGAGAAUAAAGGACACUUCUGCAUUUGAGUUUGAGUUUGCAAAAUGACGCUAACUGAAGACAUUCCUCAGUUAGAAUAGAGAAGAAUCCAUCCGAAUCAAACUAGGUCUUAAACAGGGAGACAAGCUGGUGUGUGAUCUCUUUAAUAUCCUGCUGUAGAAAAAUGUAGGAGAUGCAAGUGUGAAUACGCAUGAGUUAUUAAUAGUCUAUGCCGACGACAUCGAUAUUAUGGAUCUGUCUGCAACUGCAGUCUUUGGAAAGAUCGAAGAUGAAGAAGUACUUGAAGUGUUUGAGUAAAAGAUUUGUCGUAAAAUUUAUGGAACGAUCGGCUUCGAAUGGACCACAAACUGUAUAACAACAAUGCAAUAUACUUAUGUAUAAUAACAUUGGCAUACAUGUAUAAUGACAUUGGUUAUGCCAACCGUCCGCCAUAAUUUGGGUUUUUAAGCUCAUAAGAUACAUUUAGUUAUUUUCAUUUAUAAGAAAACUGGCGUCAUGAAAGUGUUGGACCCUGAAUUCUCGUAACGCCCGACAGCACCCCAAAAAUGGAAUAGUGUUUUCUCCUCAUUCAGGUUAUUUAGAGUACACCUUUUUCCUAUUUAUUCUACGUUUAAUUUUGCAGAGUUCGGGUUUUUUAAAUCACAUUGAGCCUUGAAUAUCCAGCUAAUUUACUUCGACUUAAAAGAAGCCGUAAAAUCAUAUUUUGCUCUUGCAUAAUCUAAAUAUUUGUUCACCCUGAAAAAACUUUCUGAUUUUUGUCUUAAAUUGCUCUGAAAAAUGUCCAACUUUAUACCUCAUUUAAAGUUCAAACUAAAAGACUCCAAUUCGUUGAUAUAUGUUGUAUUAGGCCAAUUCACUCUUACAUUUUGGGCCAAUGCUUUCAAAUCUCUAAUCCAGAAUACAUUUUCCUGGAGCAUUAUCAUAGUCAACAUUUUUGGAAGACGCUGUUCUUCAUUUUGAAAUAAGACGUAUAUAUUCCAAGUGGAGUCCCAGAGUAUAUAAAUGAAUAUUUUCAAUAUCGGUUUCCAACAUAAGCGCAUAUUUUGGUGUAAAACUUGGCAGGGUUAGAACCUUCUUCCAAAAAUUUUGCCCCAAAAUGUCCACUUCCUCGAAAUGGCAGAAGCCCCAUACCUGAGCUGCAUAUUAUUGUUUUGCAUGGCAUCCUGUUUGGUAUACUUUCCAUUUCAAGUUGAUUUCCUUAUUUCCAACCAAGUUAGCCCAAUUGGCGUUAAUUGCAGUUUUUGAUUGUCUUUUACUUUUCUUCACAUGUUUACUAAAUUUCAUUUUAGAAGUAAGAGUAACACCAAAAUAGUCGUUCUCAUUAGUGAUUUUUAUCGGGUUUCCUUUAUAGAUCCCUUGUUCAUUUACCGUUAAGUGAUAGCAUAUGUAGGUCAUGUGGGGAAGAGGUUGGGACAUUUGGAGCAUAUCCUAUGUCAUUGCCCGGAUUUCGCGGCUAACAGACACCGGCACUUAGAUGCCUACCAGACAUGAACCAACAUAGGGGAGAAGUAUUUAAAACAAUUAAGGAUUUUAUAAGCAACACGAAAUUCCUAACUUAAAGUUUUCUUUUUCGAGGUUAGGUUAGGUUGAAUAGAGGAUGCGGAUAUUAAUCCCACCCUUGCCACUAUGGACAUACACCUAUCCAUUAAUCGGCAUGUUGUGCGCUCUAAAUACUAAAUAAAUAUGUAAACUGGAAAAAGAAAAUCGGUGUUAAGAAUUCCGUGCUACUUACAAAAUUCUUAAUUGUUUUCCAUGCCACGCUCGAGAUAUCUUUUUAGUUUUAAAAGCGCACAACAAGCCGAUUACUGGCUUAGGUGUAUGUCUAUAGUAGCAAGGGGGGAUUAAUAUCUGCACCCUGUUUUCAACCAAACCUGACCUACUGUUAAAUUCCACAUAUCGCUGUAGCGUUCAAGUUUUUAAUAUUGGCUUGCAUGAUUAGAAACAUGCAUGCCUUCUAAAUAAUCAUGUAAAUUGUUGACAUACUGCGGAAAGCAUGCCUCUCUUAAGCCAGAGUUGGAUUCAAAGUAAUUAGAUAUUUCUUCACCAGUCCAAAUGGCAUAUUGUCUAGUAUUGUACAGAUUUUCUUUUAAUUUUACGAACUUGUAUGAUACACUAAUCUGGCGCAAUUUAGAGAUUGGAGAUUUUCUGCAUAUGUUGUCGAAGGCAGCUUUAAAACCUACAAAGAAGACAUAAGUCUUUUUGUGCAGUUUUUGUUGUAGACUGACAAUUCAAGCCAAAUUGUAGAUAUUGUCUACUAUAGAAUAUCCCUUUCUGAAUCCUGCCUGGUAUUCUGUGAGGGUUUUGUGAUAGUUUAUGUAAUACGACAUUCGCUCGUUUAGAGAUCUCAUCAAUAUUUUUGCUAGCCAGUCCAUAAAAGCAAUGCCUCUAUAAUCGACAUCGUUAUGGAUCGGUCUACAACUUCAGAAAUAGGAAAGAUCGAAGAUGAAGAAGUACUUGAACUGUUUAAGUAAAAUGUAUGGAGCAAUCGGCUUGGAAUGAAACACAAACUGUAUAAUAACGUUGUACUAUACUUAUUGGAAUAGUCAAAUGUUUCAAAAUACGUUGGCUAGGUCUUUUGUCCAAAUGAAUGAAAAAGCCCAGCAAAGAAGUCACUGAAGUAAACGCAGAAGGGAAAGACCAAAACUUCGAUGGGAAUACAAAUUAGGAAAGAAUUUUUAUUUGGCGAUCGGCUUGUGGAAUAAAUGUUCGCUCAUAACCAAUACAGUAAGUUUAGUAAAUAAAUGAGCUGAUCAUAACAAAUCACAUCGAUUUAUUGAUAUUGUCGAUAAAUAAAAUCCAAUAACUGGUGAAUAGUUUCAAUGUUUAUGUCAUUGUACAUCAUAUUUUAUUUUCAUUUGAAUCAAAUUUUUACAACAUAUUAUGUUUUUUCCUAAGUUUCUAUAUUAUAUAAAAAUUAAUUAAAUUAAAAAAAAAACUACAAUAUAUAUUACCUGUAUACGAAAGAUGCUUCUCAAUGAAUGGUAUGAAAUAAUAAUCAAAAACUUUAUUUGUACAUUUCAGCGUUUAAUUUGUUCCCUUACGAAAUCAUUCCCAUACGAAACGUGGAUCCCGUACCCGACCAUCCAUCGAAAGCAUUUGUUUUAGUUUUAUAUUUUUUCCAACCUCACGCCGGACAUACCCAUCUGAACUCAAGAUAUUUAUUUAAGACUUAUCUGGAAAUGUAACUUAAGUUAAGCCCAUUGCAGAUGUUUCAAGUGCAUAAUAACAGCUUUUAGAACUGCCGUCAAAAGCCAUAUUCGUAUUGUUUGGCUGCUAAUAUCAACUCCUUCAGACUGAACCAACUCGAAUCGAACUCUAAUCUUGUAACCUUUUACGGUUUUGAACCGUUUAGUUGUGGUUACACGCAUCCGAAUACGAAUUUCUAGGAAGUUAGUCUUUCUUCCUCUGCUGCAGUUUCGCUCUUAUGUUUUUGGUUUUAUCUGGCUUCUGUAUCACAAAACUCUCGGUGAAAUAUAGGAAAUUCAAAUCGGAAGAUCGGCCAAAUUGGAUUAGAACCGCGCCAUGUAAGGGCUUGAGUGGGUUGAUUCGUUUAUAUGAAUGACAGACAGACAUACCUAGAUCGACUUAAAAUUUCAUGGCAAUCAAGGAUAUAUACUUUAUAGUGUCUUACGCCAGUACUUCAGGGUGUUUCAAACGAAAUCGAUUUAGUUUUAUGGCGCUUAUUUGAUAAUGGAUGGCUUACAUUUAAAAACCAUAGAACAUUUAAAAUAGUUUUAUUACACCAAUUAUUUUAUUGGCGAAAUUGUUAUCGGUACGGUUCUUGGUAUCUUUAUACCCUACACCACUACUGUGGUACAGGGUAUUAUAAUUUAGUGGAUUUGUUUGUAACACCCAACAGGAAGAGAGAUAGACCCAUUGAUAGGUAUACCGAUCGACUCAAAAUCACCUUCUGUUUCGAUUUAGCUAUGUCUGUCUCUUUGUCCGUCCGUCUGUCCAUGUUAAUUUGUGUACAAACUACAGAUCGCAGUUUUCAUCCAAUUGUCUUCAAAUUCGGUACAGGCAUAUUUUUCGGCCUAGAGACGAAGCCUAUUGGAAAAAAUCAGUUCAGAAUUAGAUAUAGCUCCCAUACAUAUAAUCGUCCGGUUUUGAGGUAUAUUGCAAUAAAAUGGUAAUUUCUUAACCGAUUCUCUCGAAAUUUGGCAGGAAGGAUUAUCUUAUGAUUUUCGACAUUACUGGUGAAUUUUAUAGAAAUCGUUUCAGAUUUAGCCCUCAUAUGUAUAUAUAUAUAUCGCACGAUUUCACCCCUAGAGUCACUGCAAGUGCAUUUAUUGACCUAAAAUAUGGUACAACGCUUUGCUGUAUUCCAUAAUAUCUAUAAAGUUUUUUCUAAAUCAAUUCAGAUUUAGAUAUAGCUCCUAUAUAUAUGUUCGUCCGAAUUUGAGAAAUAUUGCAAUUAAGUGCUCAUUUAUUAACCGAUUAUCUCAAAAUUUGACAGAAAGGAUUUUCUAAUGACUUUUAAUAUUACUGGUGAAUUUCAUAGAAAUCGGCCCAGAUUUACAUAUAGCUGCCAUAGAUGUAGUUCGCUCGAUUUUUACUUCUGGGGUCGCUGCCAGCGCAUUUAUUGACCAAUAUUGCCAAAAUUGUGCAAAACUCUUUCCUCGAUGCCUGCCACAAUAUCUAAGAAGUUUGGUCAAAAUCGAUUUAGAUUUGGAUUUAUCUCCCACAUACAUGGUCGUCAGAUUUUGGCUAGUUUGCAAUAAUAUUGUCAUUUGUCAACCGUAUUGAUUGCAGUUUGAACAUAUUUGCUCGAAAUUUUAUGCGGAUUGUUUAAUAACCCAUCUGAAAACAUUCGCCGAGUUCCAUCAAAAUUGGUUUAGAAUUAGAUAUAGCUCCCACUUUGUACCUAUAGGUAGGUGUAGGGUAUUAUAAAGUUGGCAACGCCCGACUUAUGCCUUUCCUUACUACAAUAUUUUUAACAUUUAAAACAACACUUUUUCGCGUGAUAAUCGCACUUUAUUUCAUGUCAUUGAAAAGGAAAGUGAAACCAAGAAAGUCAAAGGAAGGUGAUACUAGUUCGAGAGGCCCUUGUGUUGCAAUCUGCCAACUGACAGCUCUAUCGUAAAGCUUAACAUUUUUGAGGUUAUACGUACUCAGAACUGUUGUGUUGUUUGCUGUAACUUAAAAGAUUCAUCUCGCCCAAAAAAUGGAAUUAAAUCUUGAACAUUUUCGUGAGAUUCAAUUUUUCGACGUGGAUUAAUAACAACAGUGCAUCGAUUAACUUAAUUUAAUUUUUGGCGAUGAAGCUCCAUCAAGGACCAUUGUUUAUCGAUGGUAUGGUGAAUUCAACCGAAGUCGUAGUUCACUUCAAGACGAAUUUCGUGAAGGUCGUCCGAAAUCAGUUGUUGUUCUAAAAACCACUGAUGCUGUGCGCCAACUGAUCGUCAUGUGACUGAUCGUCAUCGUGAGAUUAAGACAACCUUAGGCAUUAGUGGGACCAGCAUACAUUCAAUAUUGCAUGAACAUUUGACCGUCAAAAAAUUUGUUCGCGUUGGAUUCCACACAUUUUGUCAAUCGCUCAAAAAAAGGCGAUUGGUCGAAAGAAAUGCUCACAAAAUACGAAACAACUGCAUUUUAGAGCACUCAAAACAUCGAUGUGAUGAGUCAUCCGCCGUAUAGUCCUGACUUGGCACCAAAUGACUUCUUUUUAUUCCCGUACGUAAAAAAUAAAAUGGAAGGUCAACUUUUUUCGACACCUGAAGAAGCGCUUGACGCGUUCAGAGUGCAUGUUUUGAAGAUACCUCAAUCAGUGCUUCGCAAAUUGGUUCAAAUGCACGCAAAAGUGUAUAGAUCUUAAUGGGUAAUACUUAAAAUGGGUAAAAUAAAGCGAUUUUCGAUGAUUAAUAUUUGUUGUUGUGUUCUCUAAACCCGAAAUAUAAAAGGCAACCCUCAUAUAUGUUAGUUGUACUUGUUGUUGUUUUAGCCACAUUUGUAUGUGGAGAAGCGAUCCUCGUCAAACUCGCAAGCUCGUUUCAAUCCAUAGGACAUUCGCCGUGGGAAGUUUGUGUUGUGUAAAGGCGUCAAUAACUCGCCUUGUCAUGUCGAGUAUCAUAGGCUCUCAGUAUUUACGGGAGAGUCUCUCGCUGAGACUACUCCGUAUGCGGAGCAUUCUACGAUCGGUAGCUCCCAGCUGAUCUUCUCGUAAUGGCGAUGAACACCACACAAAUCGGAGCUCAGAAUUCCAACCCGUGUGGUGGUCAUAGUCAUCCCGUACCGGGAUAUGUUAGUUGGCUUGGUAGUCGAUGGAGCCAAUCCAACGAAAAAUUGCCAAUGAAUGAAUUAUUAAAUAACCUACGCAGGUCCAUAGAUUUUUAUGUACGUCGUGGUCCAAAACCCACCCGAGUGGGUCAACUUAUAAUUUGAAGCAAUCUGCAACAUAUAUCCUUAAAUUCCAUACAUGUGGAAAGAAAAAUUGAAGAAGACAACAAUAUACAACAUCACCUCCAACCACUUUCCCCUCCACUAGGUUUUUUAAGAAGACAAAUUGGGCCAAGACAACCAACCUCUUCACUAAGACAGUUUCUGCAUGAGUUGGGCAAAGGCACUUGCUUUGCCAUAUGGAAGCACAUUCUUUAUUCCACAAGUACAAACUAGUUGUAUAUACCAUUGGAUUUAUUACUUUGUGGGUCGUUAUCCAAGUUAUGUUUAUUUUUUAUCAUUACAAUUCUAUUUCUUUGAAUGGCACAGAAUAAUUUUAAGAAAAUUAGGAUUCCACCCGGAUGGGUUUUGGGCUACGACGUAUAACGUUUGGAUGUUAUAUUCUUGCAGAGAAAACAAAUUACAUGCCAAGUUUGGCUUAAAUCGGUUUAUAACGGUAUAAUAAACUAAUUGAGAACUAUCAGUGAUUUUACAACCGUUAGGUAAUGAUGUCCACUACAGAAUACAUCACAAUUUAGGAAUAUGUUACACUCAGCUUAAGCUUGAUCUCUACAUUUCUUCUUCUUUUCAGAAAUAAAUCGCCAAUCAUAUAUUAGCAAUACAUCACCACGAUUAAGUUAGGUAAGAGUGGCUGUCCUUUACAGACUACCUUAGAAAAUUUUUUAAGCCCAUUGUGAUACCACAGUAGCGACAGACCAAGGCUUCUGGCGGGAAUCGAACCCAUGACCCCUGCACUGGUAAUCCAAGCACGCUACCAACUCGGAAAGAAAUAACGAAAAUGUGAUUUGCAGCCGACAGUGUCACACAAAAUUAAACGCGUAUUGUACUUUAAGAAGAGUGCCGUCAAUAGACUAAUAUAAAACAAGCAGACACGUAUUUAGUUCGGCCGUGAUGAACUUUGAAUACCCACCGCCAUGGAUAAAUUUAUUAUCAUAUUUUAUGAUAACUCCAAUACCAUAUCAAUAGUUAUAUUCAAAUAUGGGCCAAUUUGAGCCAUAUUUGGUUUAGAUGCCAUAAACCUUAUAUACUUCCCAGUUUCAAAUUUCAGCGAAUUUGGUUAAUAAAUGCGCAUUCAGGUAAUUAUAAAUGGGUUCAAGCUGCCAGAGAUGGUCUGUAUGUCGUUUUUUUAGAUUUUCGACUGCCAAAAAAUUGUAAACGUCGAAAACGUCAUAUACUUGUAUAAAACGUAUACAAAUUAGUAAACGUCAUAAAUCUCUAAACCAUGUUUAGUUUCGACAACAUAUCAUUGUGUUAGAUUUGUUGUUGUUCCUAUAGUGCCUUUAUAAAUUUUUCAAAAUUUUAAAUUUCAUAAAAAAAAGUUUUUAAUCAGCGCCCUGCCUUCCGGAGCAGUUUGAUCACGUUAUGAUAUUCACAAAUGCAGCUCAGUACAACUCACAGCUUCAAAUUUCAGCGAAAUCGUCUAUACAGCAGCUUUAUCUGAGUAUAGUCCGAUCGAGACCAUAUUCAGCAUGAAAUCAAGGUGUCUCAUAGAACACACUGUUCCAAAUUUCGGGAAAAUUGGUUAUUAAAUGCACUUUUUAUGGACUUAAGACCCUAAGUCGGAAGAUCGGUCUAUAUGGCAACUAUAUCUAAAUAUAGACGCAUAUAAACCUUAUCCGGUUCGGAUAUUGAGAGUUCUAGUGUAACUCAUAGUUCUUAAUUUCAGGGAAAUAGUGUUAUAAAUGCACCUGUUAUGGACUUAAGAUCCUAAAUCCGAAGAUCGGCCUAUAUGGCAGAUAUAUCUAAAUAUAGACGCACAGACCAUAUCCGGUUCGAAUAUUGAGAGUCUUUCGGAUUACGAGAGUCCUAAUGCAACCCACUGUUUGGAAUUUCACCGAAAUCAGGGUAUAAAUGGGCCUGUUAAGACCUUAAGACCCUAUACCGGGAUAUCGGUCUAUAUGACAGCUAUACCUAAAUAUGGUCCGAUCGCAACCAUAUUCAGCAAAGCUAUUGAAGGGCUUCAAAGAACUGACAGUUUGAAAUUUUAAUCGGAUAAUUUAUGGGCUCAAAACCCUAAAUCGGCAUAUAGACCGAUUUUGCUCGUUAAUGAACUUAGCCUGCAGGUGGAAAGACAUAUUUUAGAGCUUACAUUUUCCUGGACUUCUUACAUCUUGGACGAUAGAAACUUACUAACCAACAUAUAAACUAGUUAAUAAAAUUGAACAUAAAGAUGACCAUGAAUAGUUGAUAUAUUAAAACAUUUAAAAGUUGUCAUCACUUCAAACAAUGACGCGAUUAUGAUGGAUCGGAUUAUUUUUUAUCUCCCUUUUUCGCUCGCCAAUUAUCCAGAUCUUCUUGGUUGAUUAUGUUAAACUUGUGAAGAGAUUUAAGCAACCAGCAGCUGUUGGUCAAAACAUUACCGUCAUUAGGUCUGUUCGCGUACUUUCCAGUAUACAUUUCAGGAGAGUAAGCACAACUUUUACUCUCUUUGGCUAUUUAUUUGAAUUGAACAGCUAUUUCUUAUAAAACAGCUAUUCGACGCUGCAAAUUUCUGCUGGGACGAAUCCCUCCAGCAGAAAUAUGCAAGCUCUCAAUUACAAAAUUCUCAAAAUUUUGCUCGCUCUUACGAAGUUUCCCGCUCUCUUCUGCUGUCAAAUAAAGUACGCGAACGACUUCCCGUAACAAUUUGUGCAAAUUUGGAAAAAAAAUGUCUGAAAAACAGCAGAUCAGGGAUGGCACAGAUCUGCAUUACCAACAAUGUGAUUAAUGAACAGUGGACUCAUGUCCUCUGUAGAGGACAACGUUAGUGAAAGGGUUAAUUGCAUAUUUAUUUUUAUGCCCAUUGCAGUGUGUAGUCAAAUCGAAAAAUGUGAAUACAGUAAGGACCUAUCACGACGAAUUUAAUGUGAACAACCCUACUGAUGUCGUUUGGAAUUUUAGCCUUGUUGGAUAAAAUUAGACUUGCCGAUGUCUACAGAUAGAUGGAAAGACAGUGUAGCUCUUAGCUAUUAAAAUAACAUCAGCCCUAUUCUGAAUAACAAUUCCCUAGGAGUUUAUUCCCUACUCCCUUUUGCCUUUUGCAACAUUUACUGGGAGUUUGUUUCCUAAUCCCUUUUCCCUUAUUCUAAACAAACUUCGAAAAAGGGAAAUUUCUCCCAGGGAAAAAAGUAGCUAUUCUGAAUCGAAAUAAUAGGAAGAUUGAGACAAUAAAGCUUGGGAAAAAUUCCCCCAAACAAAUGAAAGGGAGCUAGGAUAAACAUUAUGAAUUUAACUGUUUUAUAAAAAAAUGGUACCAGUUCUUACUAUUUACGAACAAUUUAAAAUGUACGGAAAUUAUUUUUCACUUUUUCAUCAAAAUCAAGUAGAAAUUUUGUUAGGUUCUCCCGGUUCAAAUAAGUCAUGUACCCACCAUAGAAGAUUUGCAUUAGUUUUUCGGUUUUAUUGACAAAAUACGGACAUUCUAGAAUUGGUAUAUGAAUACACACAGGCUUCAAAAUAUGUGGUUCAUAUUUUAAUGUUCUUAGACCCAUAUGUAUAAAGAGUUGUCGCUAAGUGGUACUCCGUUCGGAGUCGGAUACUUUAUCAUUAAGCUUAAAGUAGAAUCGGGCGGCACUCAAUGAUAUGCAAGAAGUCUUCUGUCUAUUCCUUAAUGGAAUAUUCGUGGGCAAUUUUUCAAAAAUACCUGGCGCCACAUUUUCCUCCACAGGAGAAGGAAUAAAUCCAUAAGUUGCUUUUUAGCAGCCGUCCCAACCACCAAAAAAAGCGGCCGCCGCCCUGAAAUGUCGAUUAGAUCUUCAAGUUCUGGCUCCAUAAAAAUAGGAUUUUAGAUAAAGCGGCGUAUCAUGCAGCUUGCUCACCUGCAGGAGCUUGGCGAGGAUCACCACAUCUACAUGAAAAUGUGGCUUAAACAACAACACGACACAAUUAAUCUAUUUAUCUGUCCACCAGACCACUCUGGAGGCAUCUAAUUGAUGGAUGAAGACGGAAAGUUGCUAUCACAACAGAGAAAUAUGGUGGCAAGCUGUAGGCCAUAAUUGUGUACUAUUGAAAAUAAACAUUACAUAAGCAACACUAUACACGUUUUGUAAACUUUUUUUAGCAACCUUUAUAAAUUCGUUUUGUUCUUUCUACCAUUCUACCAUAAUAGUGAAAAGUUUAGCCAAAAGAAGACUGCUGAGGCAAAACAGCUGUUUUCGAAUAUCCAAAAUUCCCUCUCCCAUAUUUUUCCUCUCCCCAUUCAAUCAGAAUAAGAGGAUUUUAUUCGAGAGAGAAAUUUUUCCCUGGGAGUUUAUUUCAGAAUUGGGCUGAUAUGUUUGUGUGUUGUACGUACGUACUGAAAAUUUUUAUUGUUACCAGAAAGGUCCACUACGUUUGAAGCAAACGCAAUUAUUUGUUUAUUAUUACAAAUACUUUAUUGUUUAUGUAAUGGUUGUGGAAAAUUGAAAAAGAAAAAACAAAAUGCUUUAAUGUAAUUCUGCCUUAAUAUAUAGAUAUUAAAAAACGAA